This is a messenger RNA of Sardina pilchardus (European sardine), 953 nucleotides long. It is a transcript of the gene map1lc3cl, whose product is annotated as microtubule-associated protein 1 light chain 3 gamma, like. Gene Ontology annotation, biological process: autophagosome assembly; cellular response to nitrogen starvation; autophagosome maturation. The transcript has 5 exons. The coding region runs from base 18 to 590 and encodes 190 amino acids. Gene Ontology annotation, cellular component: autophagosome; autophagosome membrane; cytosol. The record is from RefSeq and is a predicted model, not a curated record. NCBI's taxonomy places the organism in Eukaryota, Metazoa, Chordata, Actinopteri, Clupeiformes, Clupeidae. Gene Ontology annotation, molecular function: ubiquitin protein ligase binding.
AAAGCUACUCAGCCCGGAUGCGUUAUUGCUGGAGCGAUUGUCAAAUGCAGCACCAAUGCAACAGGCGUAUAAAUACGAGCCGCACCGUCUCCUCAGUGGGGUUUAAACAAACUUCCACCCGAAGGAACCAGCUCUGUCAGCCCGGGCAACAGGCUUCCACCGCCAUCCACUCACCACUGCCCACUGCAACACACCAAGACCGACACACCAUGGCUCCCUUCGAGAAAUCAAUGGAAAUGAUGCCUUUCAAGCAAAGGAAAUGCCUUGCCACUAGAAAAGAUGAAGUGUGUACUAUUCGAUCAAAAUUUCCCAACAAACUUCCGGUAAUUGUGGAGCGAUACAUUCGUGAGAAACAAUUUCCCCUGCUCGACAAAACAAAAUUCUUGGUGCCAUUUGAACUCACAAUGGGUCAGUUCAUCAGCCUUCUUAGGAGUAAGAUUGACCUGGAUUCCACACAGGCCCUGUACCUGCUAGUGUCAGAGAAGCACAUGACCUGCAUGACAGCGAGCAUGGGAGAGGUUUACUCCCAGUACAGAGACCAAGAUGGCUUCCUAUACAUGACUUAUGCCUCACAGGACAUGUUUGGCUGACGUCACCCCACUGAUGCUCCACAAGCCCCCAUCCCUUAACCAUCCACUGAUUGACGGCGGAGCUGCGCUCUAUACUUCCAGAUACCGUUCUAAGUUCUACGUUCUGCUUUGCCAUGAUGUCAGUGAACCAUGAUGUCAUGAUGUCAGUGAACCGUUCUAAGUUCUAAGUUCUGCUUUGCCAUGAUGUCAGUGAACCAUGACAGAGAGAACAGCCCAUGUCUCCCUGGAACAGAUCUGUGCAAGAAGAUUUCCUCCCUGAUGACCCUGGAUUUUAUUUAUUUAUGAUUUAUUUUAUUUAUUUUGAGUCUGCUGGAGGAAAAAAAGGCUCUGUAGCAAUAUCUGAUAUCUGCUAUUUUUUUUUUU